Didymodactylos carnosus is the source of this 2271-nucleotide messenger RNA. The record is from the annotation of a GenBank genome assembly. Lineage: Eukaryota; Metazoa; Rotifera; Eurotatoria; Philodinida; Philodinidae.
AUGCAACAGUUGCAUCUGUCUAGUUCGUUAGCCGUGUCUUCAUUUCGAUAUUCUGUGGACGAGGUACGGCUGCUCAUUGCCGUCGAACAAGUCUUUUACCAGUCACGAUUUGCCGAAAUUCUUCCGAAUACAUGGUGGGAUGGAGUAGUUGAUUGUUUUGAUGUUGAAGAAUCUAAAACUAUCAGUAACUCAUGUCCAGAAAUUCAACGUCAUCAUUUUCAGUGUUCAUCGUCUGAACUGACAUGUUUAUUAGUCGGUGCACUGGGAGAUUGUGAUCCCUCUUGUUCCAACGGCCGAGAUGAACUUGAUGACGAAAGUGAUAUUGUUCCAUUGAUGGGUAUUGCGUGUACGAAAAGUGCUGAUCCAGGAUGCGUCUAUCUUCGAAAAUAUAUACAAACUUCAUCGGAGAAUAAUACGAACAAAGUCAAAGAGCAAUGCCAUGACCAGUAUCCGGCACAUAGUGUUUCCUUUUCUGAUCGUUGUGAUCUUUCAUCUGAAUAUCCAUGUUUUCGAACUGAUGUUGAUGAUGUAUUUAAUGUUGAAGUCAAUCGUCCAUGUAUCAAUUUAACACAAAUUGGAGAUGAAAAAACAGAUUGCUUAACUGGUCUUGACGAAAGAAAUAGAUUACAAUGUUCAUAUUUCGAAUUAUCCGCCAUCAACACAAUUGUUACAAAAUACUCAUCCUUUAUUGCUCGUUCAAGCCGAAUCUUAUAUGUCAUGAACUCAAAAACAGAUGAUCAUAAAACUCGAAUAUUCGGAGCAGAUAAUUCUAAACUUAAAACAGUUUAUGAAAUUGUUGGUGAUUCCCUUAAAACUCGUAACAUAACAUUUGAAAAUCAUUAUCUUCCAUUUAUUUGUAAUCGUGGUCUCGUAGUGAAAUAUUAUACAGGUUAUACAAUCUGUUUUUGUCCGCCAAGCUUUUAUGGAGCACAAUGUGAAUAUUAUAGUGAUCGAAUAACAGUUGCAACACAUCUUGAUUUAAAGAAAUACCGAUCAUCUAUCAAUGAAAUAAAUAUUAUAAAAGUCUUGACAACAUUUUUAUUUGAAGAUGAAAUUAUUGAUUAUUAUGAAUUUUAUGUUAAUCCACAAACACAAAAUGGUCACAAUUAUAUAAAAAAAACAGAUUUAUUUCCUCUAUCCUCGACUAGAAAAAUAUAUACAGUUGAAAAAAACAAAUCGAGUGGUUUUUAUGGCACUCGUUGUGAACAUUAUGAUGAACAAUGUCAGAAUUAUUGUGCACCAAAAUCAAUUUGUAAACCAAAAUAUCACGGCAUUUUAACUGGAAAUCAACGACAUCCAUUCUGUUUGUGUUCAAUAUCAACAUACGGUCCAAGAUGUUAUUUUAAUAAUGAACAUUGUCAACGAAAACCAUGUUUAAAUGGAGGAACCUGUAUGUUGAAACCAAUUUACAUUAGUAAACUUGACAUAUACGUCCCAACAACAGCUGUUUUCAAAGUCUAUGGAGCAAAUUAUCAUCAAGAAGAGCCAAAUUAUUAUUUAUUAUAUUUUUAUCCUAAUCAAACAGAUAUCAAUAUUACAGUCGAUCUAACAUCAGAAAAUCAUUGUCCAUUAGUGGAAACAUUAUGGCAUUUAGUUCAGACAACUGACCAAUCAGGUGAAUUAAAUGAUAGAUCUGAUUUUCUUUGUCUUUGUCCACGUUGUUAUCAUGGACAAAUAUGUCAAUAUUCAACUGAAUUGAUGAGUUUUACUUUGGAUUCAUUGAUUGUCAAAGAUCUACAAAAUAAUCGUCAAGUGUCCAUUGGUAUUUACACUUUAAUUAUUCUUUUGAUCUUUUUCUUUGGUUUAUUCAACAAUUUCAAUAGUUUUUUGACAUUUAUUCGUCCGAAACCGCGAAAAGUGGGUGUUGGCAUAUAUCUUCUGAUUAUUUCAAUUGUUGAUCGGUGUUCAUUGUUACUUUUAUUAUUCAAAGUUAUUCAUAUUAUUCUUGAUAGUAGUGGUACAUUAUUCUACUAUGAAAACUUCAGUCUCUAUUCAUGUAGGAUUGUUUCGUAUCUUUUAUCUGUUUUUACACGAAUUACAUAUUGGUUAACAAAUUUUAUCACAAUUGAACGUCUACGUUUGGUUUUGUUUCCAACAUCUUCGACAUUGAAAAAUCCACGUCGAGUAUUCGGUUUGAGUAUUUUUGUAAUAUUGUUUGUAUUUAGUAUGCAUAUUCAUGAAGUGAUGUAUUAUACAACAAUUGUUGAUUAUUCUGACACAUCUCUCAAUGAAGAGCGAGGAGCAGUAAGAUUAAAUAGUGAAAUGAAGUAG